GCUCUCACGUGAGGGAGGCGGCAGCGCCCGGCUCACCCGGCCCGCUGCCCUGGGAGGAGGUGCCAGCGGGUCUCGGGCCGUCUGCGCCAUGCCGACGAGCUUCACGGUGGUGCCGGUGGAGGCGCAGGGCGAGGAGCGGGGGUCGGCGGAGCGGGAUGGGCAACUGCAGGAGGAAGAAGAUGAAGAGAACGAGAGGGACCGGGGCACCGGGGAUGGGAUUGCCAAGGAAAGUAGUCCAUUUAUUAAUAGUGCAGAGUUGGACAGGGGAAACAUGUAUGAAGGAAAGAAUAUGGCUCUCUUUGAGGAAGAAAUGGAUAGUAAUCCCAUGGUGUCAUCUCUUCUGAAUAAACUAGCAAACUACACUAAUCUGACUCAAGGUGUGGUGGAACAUGAAGCAGAUGAAGACAGCAAGCGUAAGGAAGUCAAGGGUCCACGAAUGGGCACUUUUAUUGGUGUGUAUCUUCCUUGCUUGCAAAACAUCUUGGGAGUCAUCCUUUUCCUACGUUUAACAUGGAUUGUGGGAACAGCUGGAGUUCUUGAGUCUUUCAUCAUCGUGUUCAUGUGUUGUGCUUGUACUAUGUUAACCGCAAUUUCAAUGAGUGCAAUAGCAACAAAUGGUGUAGUCCCAGCUGGAGGCUCUUACUACAUGAUUUCAAGAUCUUUAGGGCCAGAGUUUGGUGGAGCAGUGGGACUUUGUUUCUAUUUGGGCACAACCUUUGCAGGAGCAAUGUACAUUCUUGGUACCAUCGAAAUUUUAUUGACCUACAUUUCUCCAAGUGCUGCUAUAUUUAAAGCAGAAGAGGUUGGUGAAGAAACAGAGGCUAUGCUAAACAACAUGAGAGUUUAUGGAACAUGUAUUAUCAUUCUUAUGGCCAUAGUAGUUUUUGUGGGAGUAAAGUAUGUCAACAAACUUGCUCUGGUGUUCCUUGCCUGUGUGAUUCUUUCCAUCAUUGCCAUAUAUGCUGGAGUUAUUAAGACUGCUUUUGACCCACCCGACUUUCCUAUCUGUCUCCUUGGAAACCGUACAUUGUCAAAACGCAGCUUUGAUGUCUGUGCCAAAUUUACUGAAAGCAAUAAUGAAACAAGGACUACACCUUUGUGGCGCCUAUUCUGUGAUAGUUCAUUGCUUAAUGCUACAUGUGAUGAGUACUUUCGUCUAAAUAAUGUAACAGAAAUUCAAGGGAUUCCGGGGAUAAUGAGUGGAGUUCUAAUUGAUAAUCUCUGGAGUACCUAUUCAGAAAAAGGAUCAAUAGUUGAGAAAAAAGAUCAGCCAUCCAUUGCUGGAUCAGAAGAGACAAAAAUGGGUGGACUCCCUUAUGUUUUUACAGACAUCAUGACCUACUUCACAAUGCUAGUAGGGAUUUAUUUCCCAUCUGUGACAGGCAUUAUGGCAGGUUCAAACAGAUCUGGAGACCUAAAGGAUGCUCAGAAAUCUAUUCCUACUGGAACAAUUUUGGCUAUUUCAACCACAUCUUUUAUUUAUCUCUCCUGUAUAGUGUUGUUUGGUGCCUGUAUAGAAGGUGUGAUAUUAAGAGAUAAGUUUGGAGAAGCAGUUAAGGGAAAUCUAGUGGUUGGUACUCUGGCCUGGCCUUCUCCAUGGGUUAUUGUGAUUGGUUCCUUCUUUUCAACAUGUGGUGCUGGUCUCCAGAGUCUCACUGGUGCACCCCGUCUAUUGCAGGCCAUUGCAAGAGAUGGCAUUGUACCAUUUAUUCAAAUAUUUGGUCACGGAAAAGCAAAUGGAGAACCAACUUGGGCUCUGCUCCUCACUGCUGGUAUUUGCGAAAUAGGAAUUUUGAUAGCCUCACUGGACAGUGUAGCACCAAUUCUUUCAAUGUUUUUCCUCAUGUGCUAUAUGUUUGUGAAUCUGGCUUGUGCAGUUCAAACACUUUUACGAACUCCCAACUGGAGACCUCGUUUCAAGUAUUACCACUGGACUCUUUCAUUCCUGGGGAUGAGUUUAUGUCUUGCCUUGAUGUUCAUUUGCUCUUGGUACUAUGCUUUGAUUGCCAUGCUAAUCGCAGGAUGUAUAUACAAAUACAUAGAAUAUAGAGGAGCGGAAAAAGAAUGGGGUGAUGGAAUCCGAGGACUGUCUCUGAACGCAGCUCGCUAUGCUUUGCUUCGUGUGGAAGACGGUCCUCCUCACACCAAGAACUGGAGACCUCAACUUUUAGUCUUGUUAAAUUUGGAUAAUGAGCAGUUAGUGAAACACCCUAGAUUGCUUUCUUUCACCUCUCAGUUGAAGGCUGGUAAAGGACUGACUAUCGUGGGCUCUGUUCUUCAGGGAAUCUACUUAGAUAAAUGUACAGAAACUCAGAAAGCUGAAGAGAAUGUUAAGGCCUUAAUGGGAGUAGAAAAGACUAAAGGAUUUUGCCAGAUUGUUGUGUCUCCUAGCUUCAGAGAUGGAAUAUCCUAUUUGAUUCAGUCAGCUGGUCUAGGAGGGAUGAAGCACAACACAGUACUAAUGGCAUGGCCACAGUCUUGGAAGCAGACAGAAAACCGUUUCUCCUGGAAAAAUUUUGUUGAUACUGUACGAGAAACAACAGCAGCUCAGCAAGCACUUUUGGUGGCUAAAAACAUUGACUUAUUUCCAACAAAUCAAGAACGUUUUACUGAAGGAAAUAUAGAUAUAUGGUGGAUUGUUCAUGAUGGUGGUAUGCUGAUGUUACUGCCUUUUCUCCUUCGACAGCACAAGGUUUGGAGAAAAUGUAAAAUGCGUAUUUUCACUGUUGCUCAAAUGGAUGAUAAUAGCAUUCAAAUGAAGAAGGAUCUUCAGAUGUUCUUGUAUCAUCUUAGACUGAAUGCUCAAGUGGAAGUUGUUGAAAUGUUUGAAAACGAUAUUUCUGCAUUCACAUAUGAGAAGACACUUAUGAUGGAACAGCGAUCUCAGAUGCUAAAACAGAUGCAGCUGUCAAAGAACGAAAGGGAAAGGGAGGCCCAGCUGAUCCAUGAUAGAAAUACUGCCUCGCACUCUGCUCCAGCAGUUGAAGCAAGUGUGGCUGCUACUGUGCCAGAAAAAGUGCAAAUGACCUGGACUAAAGAAAAGUUUGCAGCUGAAAAGCAUAAAACCAAAGAUUCAAAUGUAUCUGGGUUUAAAGAUGUUUUCAACAUGAAGCCAGAAUGGGGAAAUCUGUAAGUCUAAUUUUCAUUUCACUUAAGCAACAUAGACUGUGUUCUCUGCUUCUUGUGGUCCUGUACAUUGUAUGCAUGUUUCUAUCUCAUAAUUUGCAGUGCCUUUAUUCUUUUGUUCCUUGUUUAAUAUACUGUGAGUUAGCAAAUAUCAUGGAAAAAAAUAUUCAUCAUUGUGACUUGUUAAUGUUCUCUUAAAUGUUAUCAACUUCCUAUUCAAGGUAAGUCACAAAACAUGUGGUUUAGUUUCAGUAAGAAUGUCAAACUUGACAGUACUCCUCUGCACCAGUUUAAUAUUUCAUUUUCUAAGUAACUACAUUAAAAAGUGAAUGUGUUUUUAUUCUGGAAAAAUAGCCCCCCAUUGUGAUACAACUAAUUGGACAGUAAGGGUUAUUUGUUCACAAAGGAAACUUGUGUUUCAUCAAAAGUCAGUUCUUGCCUGUUUUCUACCAACCAGUGCAUGUGUAGAAAUAACGUAAGUUCAGGCAUACAUUGGGUAUGACAGCACACAAAAAUGGGAUAGUACUUCUUUUAAGUGGAACUCACUUGACUGCUGUUCUUUUUUUCAGAGUUCAGCAUUUUCCUUCUUUCCUCUGUUUAACAAGUUGAGCUUCUUACAAAAAUUUAGGAAGCUUACCUUGUGUACCAUGUAUGGUUUAAGUUCUACCCGUGCUUGAAGGUUAAGUGAUGUUACUUAGCCUCAGUUUACAUUGUACACAAUGCAAGCCUUUAUUUUAGUGCUGAAUUUUUGCCUCCUCUGCCACAAAUUUACAUCUUGCAUUUGAGUUUUAGUUGAACAAUGUUUCAGCUUCAAUAUUUGUACAUCUCAGUUACACACUCAUGCUUUUCUUCAUAGUUGUUCUUUGGUGUUCUCAAGAUGCAGUUCUCCUGCAAAAUGGAGCUUCAAGCAUUCUGUUCCAUAUUUGGUUUUUGUACAGUUGGUUCUUAGUAUAGAUGACCACUGUGAUAGAAAAUCCCCCAAGAGGGACUGAUAAACUCAGCUUUAGAAAUGUCAUUCUCUCGUGGGGGGAAGAUUGGCGAUAGCAAAGGGGAGAGAAUCAAUUAAAUAGAUAGGGCUAGUCUCCAUUGUCCACUAAACUUCAGGCCAAAUGCCUUUUACUUUCUGUUUGUAAAGCAUCUACUUUUGGGCAGCAGAUAUUUUGCAUAAAUGAGCUAAGGGAGAGUUUGAAUAUUUUUGUCACACUGUAGCGCAUUUCUGGUCUUAACUAAUUUUACACAGAUAGCAAUUUCUCG
This is a messenger RNA of Empidonax traillii (willow flycatcher), 4380 nucleotides long. RefSeq names its product solute carrier family 12 member 7-like. The record is from RefSeq and is a predicted model, not a curated record. Gene Ontology annotation, biological process: potassium ion import across plasma membrane; cell volume homeostasis; chloride transmembrane transport. The transcript has 23 exons. Gene Ontology annotation, cellular component: membrane. Bases 89 to 3133 code for a protein of 1014 amino acids. NCBI's taxonomy places the organism in Eukaryota, Metazoa, Chordata, Aves, Passeriformes, Tyrannidae. Gene Ontology annotation, molecular function: potassium:chloride symporter activity.